CGGGAGGGAGGCGGGGGCAGGUGUCCUGCGGGCUGAGAGAUCGCCCUCCAUGUGGAGUUCUGGCGGAGGAAUCCGGCAUGGCUGAGGUCCAGCAGGUCCGCGUGCAAGAGGCCAUCGACGGCAUGGUGCAAGGUCUCGAAAGAGAGACCAUCCGGAAGAUGCAGGGAAUCAUGUUCAGGUGCAGUGCUGCCUGUUGUGAGAAUCCCAAAGCUUCCAUGCAGCAAGUGCACCAGUGCAUCGAACGCUGUCACACUCCCCUGGCACAAGCACAAGCUGUUGUCACCCAGGAGCUGGAGAGAUUUCAGGAUCGCCUCUCUCGCUGCACAAUGUACUGCAAUGACAAAGCUAAAGACUCUAUGGAUUCGGGAAGUAAAGAACAGCAGGUCAAGGCGCAUCUGGAAAGCUGUGUGACAAAGUGCGUGGAUGACCAUGUCCAGCUCAUCCCCAGCAUGACCAAGAAAAUGAAGGAGACUUUGGCAGCCAUUGAUCAGUAGACUUACUGACAUUGCAGGAGGUGGUCAGAGGGUCACCCAUAAACAAAACAAAAAACUUGAGAUGGGUGCAGCAACUGGGGAUUUAGUAAUGAAGGGUUGGGUGCAUCCAGUAUGACUCAGAGCUUGGAGGCCUCGUGUUGGUAAGGAGGCUGCAUGGUGUGAGAAUGAGAAGACAAGUUCAUACAUUUGCAGUCUCCUUGGUCUCAGUAAUAUGUAUGCGCAGACAACUCUUGAUAGCAGUGUCUUCUGACUUUUGAAAGGGCAGGAAAAUCUGUGGCAAAUUUGGGGGAGGGUUGGAAACUUCACAUGUGCUAUAUGUGUGUCUCUGGAUAAGUGUUGCCCCUUUUCAGCACUGUCUCUGCCUACUUUUAUUAGGUUGUCUUGCAGAUAUGUCUUUGACAUGCCCUGGAAGGAGCUGAGAUGCUGCAACCUCUCUUCCUAUGAUGAGAUUAUAUUUUAGUAGCAGACAUGGCAGUGUUGAAACCAAAUCAUGCACAGAUGUGAAUUCCUCAGAGCUGAGGACCUGUUUAUGCUGUUGACAGAAUCAAGUGAUGAAGUGCUUUCUGGACUCUAGCAGUUGGUGUACUUACAUGUUUAAAUGUUUCCUUGUGGAGGAAAAACACUCAUUGUACAUUGAAAAAUCAGGCAGAAAGCUAGGCUGAACUCUUCUUGGCAUGUUUUCCACAUGCAGGGUGUGAAUAUGUUUCCCAUGAGAAGUACCCUAUUGCUGUCUACCAAGCUGAACUGAUACAGUCCACAAAAUCUUUAUUACUUGAAUGGCUAGAGGAUUAAAACAGGUUUCCAGUAUUUUAUGUUUGGUUUGAUUUUGGUGAAAUUCUUGGAUUUUGUCAUUGAUAUAGGAAUACUGCAUUGCCAUAUUCCUCUGGUAAUGCCUAAAAGUCAUUCCAAAUUCAACAAUAAAAAAUAAAUAAAAAUCUUCUAUUUUUCAA
Molecule: messenger RNA, 1444 nt
Organism: Sphaerodactylus townsendi
Lineage: Eukaryota; Metazoa; Chordata; Lepidosauria; Squamata; Sphaerodactylidae
Gene: TIMCC
Product: family with sequence similarity 136 member A
Exons: 3
Coding region: 78-494 (138 amino acids)
Cellular component (GO): cytoplasm
Source: RefSeq, a predicted model, not a curated record